UUGCUUCUCCAUAUGAAAUAAAAAAUCGAGUCCUUUUGACGUUUCGAAAUCUAUGGACACGCGAAUGCAGGCAGUAUUUCGCCAGUGUUCGCUUACUUUUAACAGAAAUGUCUCGACGAAAAGAUCACGAGGAAACCGACAAGCUAACUCGUAUCGCUAUUGUGAAUGCUGAUCGCUGCAAGCCAAAGAGAUGUAGGCAGGAAUGUAAGAAGAGUUGUCCUGUUGUACGUAUGGGAAAACUCUGCAUCGAAGUCACUCCUAAUGACAAGAUAGCCACCAUCUCUGAGGAGCUAUGUAUCGGUUGUGGUAUUUGUGUGAAGAAAUGUCCCUUUGAUGCUAUCACCAUCAUCAAUAUCCCAUCUAACUUGGAGAAACACACUACCCACCGUUACUCCAAAAACUCAUUCAAGCUCCAUCGCCUGCCUAUCCCAAGACCAGGAGAAGUUCUAGGUCUUGUUGGGCAGAACGGUAUAGGAAAGUCUACUGCACUGAAGAUUCUUGCUGGCAAGCAGAAGCCCAACUUGGGUCGUUACACUGACCCUCCAGAUUGGCAAGAGAUACUUGCUCAUUUCCGGGGCUCUGAGCUGCAAAAUUACUUCACAAAGAUCCUCGAAGAUGAUCUAAAGGCGCUCAUUAAGCCUCAAUAUGUAGAUCAGAUCCCUAAAGCUGUAAAGGGAACUGUCGGUCAACUAUUAGACAAAAAAGAUGAAAUGAAAAACCAAUCUGUAAUAUGUAGAAUGCUUGAUCUAUCACACAUCCGUGAUCGUGAAAUUGCGGCACUUUCCGGAGGAGAGUUGCAGCGUUUUGCAUGUGCCAUGGUGUGCAUUCAAAAUGGGGAUAUAUUUAUGUUUGAUGAGCCAUCCUCAUAUUUAGAUGUAAAGCAACGACUUAACGCUGCCCGCACAAUAAGAUCUCUUAUCCACCCUGACAAGUUCAUCAUUGUUGUGGAACAUGACUUGUCAGUGUUGGAUUAUCUCUCAGAUUUUAUCUGUUGUCUUUACGGUGUACCUGGUGCAUAUGGUGUUGUGACUAUGCCUUUCUCCGUUAGAGAAGGUAUAAACAUAUUCCUUGAUGGGUUUGUACCCACCGAAAACAUGAGAUUCCGUACUGAAUCGCUUGUGUUCAAGGUAGCUGAGUCAGCUACCGAAGAAGAGAUAAAAAGGAUGAACCAUUAUGAAUACCCAGAGAUGUCUAAAAUGAUGGGUGAUUUUGGGUUGCGUGUGAUGCCUGGAGAGUUCUCAGAUUCUGAGAUUUUAGUAUUACUUGGUGAAAAUGGGACUGGGAAGACAACAUUUAUUAGAAUGUUGGCUGGAAAUCUUGAACCUGAUGAAGGUUCAGGUCAACUUCCGCAGUUACACAUUAGUUAUAAACCCCAAAAGAUUUCACCGAAAUCACAGGGACUUGUCAGGAGUUUACUGCAUGACAAGAUUAGAGAUGCUUAUAUACAUCCACAGUUCCUCACUGAUGUGAUGAAGCCAAUGAAAAUCGAAGAAAUUAUGGACCAGGAAGUCCAAAAUCUAUCUGGUGGUGAGUUACAGCGAGUAGCUCUCGUUCUGUGUCUUGGUAAACCUGCUGACGUUUACCUUAUUGAUGAACCUUCAGCUUACUUGGAUUCUGAACAGCGUUUGGUAGCAGCUAAAGUAAUUAAAAGAUUCAUCCUCCAUGCCAAACGCACUGGUUUUGUUGUCGAGCACGACUUUAUAAUGGCAACAUAUCUAGCUGAUCGAGUAAUCGUGUUUGAGGGUACACCUUCGUCAAAUGCGACCGCACAUGCGCCUCAAUCGCUCCUCAAUGGGAUGAACAAAUUCCUGGAACUCUUGGGAAUCACCUUCCGCAGGGAUCCUAAUAAUUUCAGACCGAGGAUAAACAAACAUGCAUCAGUGAAGGAUAUAGAACAAAAGCGAGCCGGUCAAUAUUUCUUCUUGGAAGACUAGUAAAGAAAAAUGUAAACAUUAUUGUAUUUAUAUAUAUUGUUACUGUCACAAGGCGAUGACCUGCCAACUGUGUAUUUUCCAAUUAAAUGUAAUACUAUAAUAAAUCAUGUUUUAUACAA
Molecule: messenger RNA, 2053 nt
Organism: Bombyx mandarina (wild silkworm)
Lineage: Eukaryota; Metazoa; Arthropoda; Insecta; Lepidoptera; Bombycidae
Gene: pix
Product: ATP-binding cassette sub-family E member 1 pix
Molecular function (GO): ATP binding; ATP hydrolysis activity
Source: RefSeq, a predicted model, not a curated record